AUGUUCCCUCCCCGCGCCGGUCAGUGCGCGUGCGUCAUCGACGGCGCGCACACCGAGUUCUUGAUCACCGAGUACGCCGACCGCGUCCUCGUCGUCGCGACGCAGAUCGGUAAACUCGGCACGGUGUUUCAUCUCUCUCGCAGUCAAUCGGUCGAGCUCAGCGAUCCCUCCUACGAGGACGACGGCGAGACGAUGGACGACGCGACGGCGAGCAUGGACACCGUCAUCGCGCGCACGGUGAUCGGCAGGCGCGACGACGACGCGCUGCGGGCGUGCGCGAGAAGGAUAGCGGACGUGCUGUUCACCGAAGGUUUGGAAAAGCCGAUCGUGUGCGCGCUGGGGUUGCGGUCGGACGCGAGCUUGGAGGCGAAGCGGGCGGUGGCGCGAGUCGCCGUCGAACGCGGUCGCGAGUUGUUGGCGGCGUCGCGCGCCGCGGAGGGAAGCGGAAGUCGUAGUUUUGAUUAG
Ostreococcus lucimarinus CCE9901 is the source of this 465-nucleotide messenger RNA. RefSeq lists its product with no specific name. The transcript has 2 exons. Gene Ontology annotation, biological process: proteasome assembly. Bases 1 to 465 code for a protein of 154 amino acids. NCBI's taxonomy places the organism in Eukaryota, Viridiplantae, Chlorophyta, Mamiellophyceae, Mamiellales, Bathycoccaceae. The record is from RefSeq and is a predicted model, not a curated record.